AUGUCGAGCGCCAUCGGGAGGGGGGCCUCUGUUGGGGGCCUCAUCCUGUUCGGCACCACCACAUCCCUCUUUGCUAAGAUUGUGUAUGAGCUGGAGUCUGUCGGCCGUGAUGGUCAGCCCAAGCUUUUCCAGAAGCCCUGGGCCAUGACCCUCUCCAUGUUCCUAGGCAUGACCCUGUGCCUUCCGCUGGCGUACUACCGGGAACACCGCCAGCGAAAGGAGCAGCAGAGCAAGGGCUCACUGAGCGUGCCGCUCAUAGGGGCGCACCAGGCCGCCGCCCCCUCCGAGCCGCCGCCCGUCGCCAAGGGCAGCCUCAAGGAGACGCUGCUGCUGUGCGUCCCCUCCUUCUUCGACCUCGUGGCCACCGUGCUAAUGAACAUCGGCCUGCUGUCCGUGACCGCCAGCGUCUACCAGAUGAUGCGCGGCGCAGAGAUGCUCUUUGCCGCGGCGUUCGCGGUGGCGUUCCUGCACCGCCACCUGAACCGGUGGCAUGGCCUCGGGAUCGCGUUCUGCGUGAUUGGCAUCGGCUUGGUCGGCAUGUCCAGCGUGCUGGGUGGCGAGGGCAGCAGCACGCACCAAGUUUCUACCCCGCAGAUGUUGUUUGGGAUCGGCCUCAUCAUCUUGUCACAAGCUGUCCAAGCGGCCCAGCUGACGUUUGAGGACUUCUUCAUGGCAGACCUGGACAUGGAUCCAUUGAAAAUUGUAGGCUUUGAGGGCGUGUUUGGCAGCGUCAUGAUGAUCGGCGUGAUGAUGCCCAUAGCUUACUUCCUGCCAGGGGAGGAGGGCACCGGCCUUCACGAGGACAGCCUGGACUCCCUGGUCAUGAUCAAGAACAGCACAGCGCUGCAGGGGGUGCUGGGCACUGACAUGUUGGCGCUGCUGCUCUACAACCUGUCUGGCAUGAUGGUGACCGGCCACCUGGGGGCCGUCUUCCGUACGGUCCUGGAGACGAUGCGCACCCUUUUCGUGUGGCUGGUCGGCCUGCUGCUCUUUUACACGCCCCUGGGCAUGGGCCGCCUGGGGGAGAAGUGGACAGCUUGGUCGCCCCUUCAGGCGCUCGGGUUCGUCGUGCUGGUGGCCGGCACUCUCGUAUACGGCAAGGGCGACGAGGCCGCGUCAAAGGGCGACAUCGACGCCGCCGCCUCGGGUGACCGCGACGCGCCCGCCGGUUACACCCGGGAAGACCCAGAGGCAGCGGCGGCGCCCCUGCUGCCGGGCAUGGACGCCGCCGUCGACGUGCAGAGUGAGCCGACGCUGAUCGCCACAGGUCGCUCGGGACCCAUCAGCAUGCCUGUCGGCAUCCGGAGCGCGUCUCCGAGCCAGCGGGGCGGAAGCUUCCGGGCGUCAAUGACGAUCGCCCAGGGAAGCUACAGGGGCAGCUACACGCUGGUCGGCAGCGGGCCCCGGGGCUUGUCGCUUGACGCGGCCCCGGGCGAGCUGACGGUGAGGGAAACGGCGACGCGGCGCGGCGGCGAGGGCGCUGGCGGCGUGGAGGCUCACAGCACUUGA
Molecule: messenger RNA, 1509 nt
Organism: Monoraphidium neglectum
Lineage: Eukaryota; Viridiplantae; Chlorophyta; Chlorophyceae; Sphaeropleales; Selenastraceae
Exons: 10
Coding region: 1-1509 (502 amino acids)
Biological process (GO): pyrimidine nucleotide-sugar transmembrane transport
Cellular component (GO): Golgi membrane
Molecular function (GO): pyrimidine nucleotide-sugar transmembrane transporter activity
Source: RefSeq, a predicted model, not a curated record